AUGGCGAAUAUCUGGAAGGGAAAGCCCAAAGUGAUGGACAGAGAGAUCUCAUCGAGCUGUCCUCCGAGAAGAAUUGAUAUUCCAAGGGUCGAUAUGAAAGAAAUCUUUGGGCCCACUCCGUGGAGAAAUGAGCAGUUUCAAGAAGCUCCAACUCCGCAAACUGAUGGAAAACCACGUGCGCCAUCUCCACCGCAGCAAACAGUUCGUAAACCGCUAGAAUUGGCGGCAACCCCACCAACACCGCCGACAGUAGUUACCAAGAAAGCUGAGCGAGUCAAUACCCCGCCCGUCGCAAAAGAGCACGAGGAGUCGGAAAAACACUUCGACGAGGGGGAUCUGGAAGCAAUUAACGCUGCGCUGGAAGCAUUUGCUAUUGAGCAGAGCAAGGAGCAAAUGAGAGCCAAAGAGCUUGAAGUGUCUCAUCCCCCGAAUCCGCAGAAUCUUGAACCAGAGCCAGAGACGCCUCAAACUGGGAAAGAAUCUGCUGAAAAUCAAAAACCCAAGCCUGUUGAUAAGCCGGCCAUGGAACCAAAGCCUGAUAAGAGUCAAGCUUGCGUUGAUAAGGCGAAUUUACCGGUAGUUCAAGUUGACGCAAGGAUCACCCAAUUGGAACAAGACAAUGCUAAGCUUAUGCACUUGGUUAAUCUCAUACAAGAGAAAUAUGUAAACGUUGCCAAGCGUUUCCAUUAUGUUGAAGACAAAAUCAAGCGCCGCGACAUUGAUCGCCUCAAUACCGAAAAGAACCUUCUCUCAUCGCUAGAAAAACUUCAAUCCAAUUUGAAAGAAAAAGACGAAAAGAUCAAUCAGCUUGAAGAAGCGCUGACAAAUUGCGAGAUCGCAAGGCUCACUUCCGAAGAGAAAAUAUUAGAAUACUUACGCUUUGAGGGGCACAUUCAUCGCCAGCGAACGACGAACAUGAAGAAGCUUUUUAAAGAUUUCGAAAUGUCGAAAGAAGUUGCGCUUUUGAGCGAUGAGCAAGAACUGGCAGCGGAGAUCGUCACUCUCCAGCAGGCUAAAGACGAGCAGGCAGAAUGCCUCGAUUUUGUUCGAAAUUGCACCAUCUGUUGUGAACCAUACGAUGACAAGGAACGACAUCGAGUCGGACUUAGUACCUGUGGUCACACCUUCUGUGCUGAUUGCGUCGAUAAGACGAUCAUAAACUCCCCGUUCGCCGUUACGAAAACCGCAUCCUGUCCAACAUGCCAGCUUCAAUUCUCACGCCACCAAGUGUUCAAGGUUUUUAAAAACGUGAAAGCCGUUGGAAAGCCGACAAACAGAACACUAACGCCCCAGCGCUAG
This is a messenger RNA of Oikopleura dioica, 1299 nucleotides long. NCBI's taxonomy places the organism in Eukaryota, Metazoa, Chordata, Appendicularia, Copelata, Oikopleuridae. The record is from the annotation of a GenBank genome assembly.